Molecule: messenger RNA, 4986 nt
Organism: Homo sapiens (human)
Lineage: Eukaryota; Metazoa; Chordata; Mammalia; Primates; Hominidae
Gene: HOMEZ
Product: homeobox and leucine zipper encoding
Exons: 2
Coding region: 181-1833 (550 amino acids)
Cellular component (GO): nucleus
Molecular function (GO): DNA binding
Source: RefSeq, marked validated
AUCCGCCCCGCCUCCAACUUGCUCGAGCAGGGCUGGGUAGACCGGCGCGCUCCCGGGGACGGUGGGGGGGGCAGUCCCGGUUUCGGCCAUCGCUGGGGUGGGCUCGGAGCGGCCGCACCGGGCAGCAACCCCACUCCCACUCGGAGGCCCCCUGCCCUCUCCCCCACUUCCCCCCGGCCCAUGGUGCGAGGCUGGGAGCCGCCGCCCGGGCUGGACUGCGCUAUCUCUGAAGGGCACAAAUCAGAAGGCACCAUGCCUCCUAAUAAAGAGGCCAGCGGUCUCAGUAGUUCACCAGCGGGGCUCAUCUGCCUCCCUCCAAUCUCUGAGGAGCUACAGCUUGUGUGGACGCAAGCAGCCCAGACCAGUGAGCUAGACAGCAAUGAACACCUGCUCAAAACCUUCAGCUACUUUCCCUAUCCCAGCCUAGCAGACAUUGCCCUUCUCUGCCUACGUUAUGGGUUGCAGAUGGAGAAAGUCAAGACUUGGUUUAUGGCCCAGCGCCUCCGCUGUGGUAUUAGCUGGUCAUCUGAAGAAAUAGAAGAGACUCGAGCCCGAGUAGUCUACCGUCGGGACCAACUCCAUUUCAAAUCCCUUCUCUCUUUUACUCAUCAUGCGGGACGGCCCCCAGAGGAGGUGCCUCCUCCUCCAGUGCCAGCUCCAGAGCAAGUUGGUAUUGGAAUAGGUCCUCCAACUCUUAGCAAGCCUACCCAGACGAAAGGAUUGAAGGUAGAGCCUGAGGAGCCCUCUCAGAUGCCACCACUGCCACAGAGUCACCAGAAAUUAAAGGAGUCCCUGAUGACACCUGGCAGUGGAGCAUUCCCCUACCAAUCAGAUUUUUGGCAACAUCUUCAAAGCAGUGGCCUCUCAAAGGAGCAGGCAGGCAGGGGUCCCAACCAGUCACAUGGCAUAGGUACUGCUUCCUGGAACCACUCCACAACCGUCCCCCAGCCACAAGCUCGGGAUAAACCCCCACCAAUUGCAUUAAUUGCCAGUAGUUGUAAGGAGGAGUCAGCAUCUAGUGUUACUCCCUCUUCUUCCUCUACCUCUUCUUCUUUCCAGGUACUGGCUAAUGGAGCUACUGCCGCCUCUAAACCCCUCCAGCCACUAGGCUGUGUCCCACAGUCAGUGUCACCCAGUGAACAGGCAUUACCCCCACAUCUGGAACCAGCCUGGCCCCAAGGGCUACGGCAUAACUCAGUACCAGGUAGAGUUGGCCCCACAGAGUACCUUUCCCCAGAUAUGCAACGCCAGCGAAAGACCAAGCGCAAAACCAAAGAGCAGCUGGCUAUCCUUAAAUCCUUUUUUUUACAGUGCCAGUGGGCACGGCGUGAGGAUUACCAAAAGUUAGAACAGAUCACUGGUUUACCUCGGCCUGAGAUCAUUCAGUGGUUUGGUGACACACGCUAUGCCUUGAAGCAUGGGCAACUAAAGUGGUUUCGGGACAACGCAGUACCUGGUGCCCCUAGUUUCCAAGACCCAGCAAUUCCUACACCACCACCAUCAACCCGCUCCUUGAACGAAAGGGCUGAGACACCACCUCUGCCGAUCCCUCCACCCCCACCGGAUAUACAACCCUUGGAGAGGUACUGGGCAGCCCACCAACAGCUACGGGAAACUGAUAUCCCUCAAUUGAGUCAGGCAUCAAGGCUUAGCACCCAGCAGGUGCUGGAUUGGUUUGACUCUCGAUUACCUCAGCCAGCUGAGGUGGUAGUUUGUCUAGAUGAAGAAGAGGAAGAGGAGGAGGAAGAACUGCCAGAAGAUGAUGAGGAAGAGGAGGAGGAGGAGGAGGAAGAUGAUGAUGAUGAUGAUGAUGAUGUGAUCAUACAAGACUGAGUGGGGAGCUGGGGGAGGGGAGGUCUGUUACUGAAAGAUGAACCAACUUAGUAACUGUUUAAACAAAGAAACCACAUUUUUAAAAUUACCUUGUGGCAGAGAACUAAAAAGCUUUGUGUUCUUCAGGGUGGGUGGCAGGGGGAUAUAGUGAGGGUGGACCAGGGAGAAUGACCAUAGGGCACUAAGUAAGGCUGGGAUUGGAUCAGCAGAAAUCCAACCCUCUAACCUUAGGGUAGGGAGUGCUAAGGAUCUGGGGAAACCAUGGGCUGGGAAGCUGCUCUUGCUCUCCUCGUGUCUGCUGUUUUUUUCCCUUGGUGUACUAUACAGAGGCCAGAUGUUGGCACCACCUCUCCAGGAGGAUUGGAAAGGAGGAGUAAAGGAUUCUGAUUUGAUUGAUGAUUCCAGUGCAUCCCCAAUCCCACCAUCUUACCUGGAAUAUAAGGCUGCCUUGUACCCCUUUUCUGAGCACAAGUCUGUGCGUAAUGCAACUGACUCUCUUACUUUUUUCUUAGUAACUGAUCAUUUCCUAGACAACCAAGAUUCUCAAUAAGUCCCAGUCUCAUCACAAAUAUUAAUAUUUCCUUUUCCUCAUACCAACUUGACUAUGUUUCACCCGCUUCAUGACUAAAUCACAGGUGGCAGAAUUUUUCAGUUCUUUUUUUUUUUUUUGAGGUGGAGUCUUGCUCUGUCGCCCAGGCUGUAGUGCAAUGGCGCAAUCUCAGCUCACUGCAAGCUCCGCCUCCCAGGUUCAUGCCAUUCUCCUGCCUCAGCCUCCCGAGUAGCUGGGACUACAGGCACCUGCCACCACACCCGGCUACUUUUUUAUAUUUUUAGUAGAGACGGGUUUCAUCAUGUUAGCCAGGAUGGUCUUGAUCUCCUGACCUCAUGAUCCGCCCACCUUGGCCUCCCAAAGUGCUGGGAUUAUAGGCAUGAGCCACCGUGCCCGGCUAUUUUCAGUUCUUAUGCUGUGACCACUUUGCCUUGUAGCUUUUUCUAUCUUUCCAAAAUCCUCACUCUGUUCAUUGUUUGUCUCAGGGAAAAUCUUCCCCCACCGAGCUUGUAAAAAACUUUAAUAAUUGGGUGGAGAAUAAUUUAGAAUGGAUAUUUAUUGGAGGUGGUAAUUAGGGAAGAUGUCCUUUUAAACAGUAGAAUUGUGUUACAAAGGGGUGAAAGAGAGGGAAUAGUUUCUCCUUGUUGAAGGGCAGUGAAGGUAGGUUUCAGGUUUGGUUUUACAAACCUGUUAACUACCUCCUGUCCAGCUUGACAGAGACUAAUUUUUCAUCUUUUUGCUGUCAAUUUGUUUCCAGAAAAGAGACUUUUCCCUCUCUUGAUAGGAUCUGUCUUAGGGACAGAGGGACCAUCGUCUUUAAGUGAAUUAAUUAUUGAUGUUUUAGAAUGGUUUUCAUCAGUUGGGAUCAGCUAUAUGGCAAAUAGGUAUCAUCAAUGAGUUAACCAUCUAAAAAUAAAAGAGUGGAAGCCCUAAAAUGCUAGAAUAAUAAUAAAAAGGCCAAAAAUAAAAUUGUUUCUCUCUCAACCACUUUGCCACUCCUAUGGUUUAGGGAUUAAUGGAACCAAAUCCAUUAACAUUCUAACUCAGCAUACUUUUAACUUAUUGUUUGGAGGGGCAGGACUUAUUGAGGUAAAUUAAAAGAACAAAAACUGUAAAAAGGAAGUAGUUCAGCAUCUAUCGCCAGCCAGGUUGUUUCUCAGCCAUCAAAUGAUAAUGACUAAAAUUUCUGAGGCUUCAGGAGUAACAGAGAUACAACAGUCUUGGAGGUAACUCCAUUUGCUACAGGACAGGCCCUUGCCUAAAAGAGAAGGUAUCUAGAAAUGCCUUUAAAAUAAAUUCAGAGUACCAGAAAGGGUAUGGGGAUCCUAGUUCAGAUACAAGAUCAUUCCCAAGACCUAAUUUAUUUCUGGCAGAUGCCUGCUAUUUUCUGUUUUUCCAGUAUUUUUGCUUAAGGCCAGCUUGUGAGUGGCUAACCUAUUUAAUUCGUCAUUUCUGCCUUUUAAAACCCAAAGUAGAAUACAUGUUUGAUCUCAGUGAUAGUGUUGUUCGCCCAUUCCACCAUUCUAGAGCUUGUAAAAGUGAUAGAAUUGUAGCAAUAAAAGGGCAUCGUCUUUAUUUUACUAUCUAUAUACUAAGCUGAAAAUCAGUGUCUCCAACAGUUGUUUUCAAUAGAAAGGAAAAUUAACAUUUAAUAGUAACUAAGCAUAGAGGAAAUAAUAGACAAAUAAAAAAGUAUAAUAAGGAAAAGAACAGAGAUAUUGCUCGUUAACAUUGGCAAUGGGACAGUAUAUCCAAAGCUAAAAAUGAAAUCCAGAAAUGAAACAGUGAUGAGUAUAUGAUCCAUCACAAUCCCCAUUCCCAACUCCCAACCAAGCAUGAUGCCAAGAAUUAUUUUUUUGACCUUUGUUCCAAAUUGUAGGAAAUGAGGGGAGCUACCAGUGUCUUCUGGAAGAGAUAUAAACAUCUUCCUGAAGCACUAGCCUUUUGUAAGACCUGACCACUGUCCUGGGAGGUGAUAAGGGUGAAUAGGGUAAAGAUGGGGGGAGCAUAAGGUACAGAGUGAAACUAGGAAACAAUGCAGGGAUACAUUUUCCAGGGCCAUCACCCCUAAUGCGUACUGGAAGCUACAGUCCAUCCUUCAGCAGCAUGUAUAGAUCAGAUCUUGAAGAUGAUCUAUCUAGAAGUGGUCCAUGCUUCUCUCCCACUGGGUAAUCCCAUAUGCCUCCGUUGUUGGUAGAGAGUCUGCAGCAGAGGACAAGAAGGUAGAUGUGGGUGUUUAUAACAGCAAAAAGGGCAAGCAAGUCUCUCUGACCUGUUGUAUGAAGCUUAUCGAGACAGACACCACUGCUUUUGCUUCCCCAUAGUUUUCUUCAUUGCAUGAUAACUAACUUUUCCAAACUAGGAUUUGCUACAUCUAGUGUGACAAUCUCUGGAACAUUUCAGUAGCUUAUGGUGAUAAUAAUAAGGAUGAAUAUUUGAAAAUUAAACUAUUUUGGAAAAUCUGGGACAUAUGACUACCACACCCAGAGAUGACUACCAGGGAGGCAGAGUUCUUAGGCCUCUGAGGAGGUGGCAUUUCCUUCAAUAACUUUAAAAUUUUUUCACAUUUUCGGUUGUUUGUUUGUUUGUUUGUUUGUUGUUUU